CAUUGCACAGGCCACCUGCAGACCUGCUCCAAGCACACCGUCACCACGCCGUCCCGACUACUGCAAGUGGACGCCGGAUUUGUUCGAGGCCAGCCACCGGCCGCUGCAAAGAGCGGAAAUGAAGCCACUGGCAACGUGCGUGCUGCGACGCGGAGGACGGUAGGAGGAUGCAGCCGGUGCUGCGAUGGAGCACUACCGUGCGUGCCGAUGGCGAUGCUGCACUGAAACUUUGCCGGCAGCCAUCGAGUGGUGUGAUGGGAGAUGCGACGACAGCCGGUGCUGCGAUAGAGCGACACCCGCGCCCGCGCGGUAGGCCGCUGCAGUGAAGCCUGCGGUGGCCGUCGGAGUGAUGUGAUGGAGCACCACCACGCCUGCGGUGGCGCUGCAUUGAAGCUUCGCCGGUGGUAUUGGGUGCUGAAGUGGGAGUUGACGGCAGCCGUCGUGGAGCACCACCGUGCUGUGGGCACUGCAGUGAAGCAUGCGGUGGUUGUUGGGGUGCUGCGAUGGAGCGCCGCCGUGCCGGUGGCGGCGCUACACUGAAGUUUUGCCGGCGGCCAACGGAUACGGCGAUGGGAGAUGCCAUGCCAGGCGGUGCUGCAAUGGAGCACCGCCGCGCGGCGAGGGGCUGCAGUGAAGCACGCGGCGGCCGUCGGGGUGCUGCGAUGAAGCACGGCCACGCCGGUGGUGGCGAGCUUCCAGGGCGCCCAUUGGUGGAGCGUCGCCGCGCUGCCGAUGAGGGGGCACGACUGCUGCUAUCUGCCAGGCGGCGCUGCUUCCCCACGGCGAGUCGGCGACACGGUCGUUGUUUUUUUGCUGUGGCUGUGAUGAGAGAAGAAAGCCCCGUCCGACGUGUUGACCAGAUCCAACGGAUGUGCGAGGAUGAAUCCAACGACGUGUGACCCGACUGCUUUCCCAGGAAAUCAACGGAUGAUUUGUAGCAGUCGCCAUAGAUCAAAGUGGGAAAGCAUCCAUAGACGAUACACUCGGACUCGAUGCUGUCAAGUGUGAAUCAUUGACGACUACGGACGGACGAAAGUCGGUUGGUUUGUGGAGUGCAGGCGCACGCCGUGGAGCCCAGUGCAGUGCUAGGCUGCUAGCCAUGCCGUGUGCCACGUGCAGACCCGACCCAGAGUCGACUCUGAGGACCUGACCUUGAGGCCCAGUUCUUUUAUGGGAUUAUAAAAUAAAUGGAGCUUAAAGAUUCUGGAAGAAACUGAGUCGGGGUCGGAUUCUGUCAAAAGAACUGGCCUCACUCUCCUCCCUUACUGAACGCGCUCACUCACUCUCCGGCUCCGCUCGCUGUCAUUGGAGAGUGAAAAAGAGUAGAAAACCACCGGAGGAAGCAAGGUAUCCUAGCACUUUUGGCUCGAGGACGACGAUCGAGGAGGGAGGAGAGGGGAAGACGAUGCUGCACUUCAGCCAUCCUGUGGUGCACCCCUCCCCGCCGGUGGUGGUGCCGCCGCCGACGCAGGGGCAGGGGCAGGCGGAGGUGGAGAUGGUGCCGCCGGCGCAGGGGCAGGCGGUGCAGGUGGAGGGGGCGAACGGGGACGGGAACGCGCCUGCUGGCGUGAUCAUGAGGGACCCGUGGACUAGGUGCGGGCUCGUGUUCCGCCUCCUGCAGGCCGCCUUCGCGGCCGCCGCGCUCGCCGUCAUGGCGUCGACCGACGACUUCCCCUCCGUCACCACAUUCCGCUACCUCGUAGCAGCAGCAAGUGUGCAAUGCCUGUGGAGCCUCGCCGUGGCCAUUCUGGAUGCCUAUGCAAUUGUUGUCAAACGUUCCUUCCGAACUGGCCGGGCUGUCAUCAUACUUGCCCUCGGGGACUGGGUCACAGGUACACUCAUCUUCAGUGCAGCGUGUGGAUCAGCAGCUAUCACCACUCUCCUUUCCAAUGAUUUCGGAGCUUGCUCGGUAAAUCCCUGUGCAAGCUUCAUGAACGCUACCGCCAUGGCUUUCUUGAGCUGGCUUGCGCGUGCACCGGCCUUUAUCGGGAACCUUUGGACGGCGGUCCACCGAAUUCAAAAAUCAUAGUUUGCGAAACGAGAAUCGGGCAUUUUGCGCGACCCCAUCCCGUUUCGUGACCAACUUGGACGCAUCGAUACAUCUAAUUAUAGCAUGACCAGGAAGCAACGGAUGGAUUCCCGUCGAACAGCAUAUGCCAUCAAUGUUUCUGUAUAAAUUAGGUAGUAGCUUGAUGUUUGAAAGGGUGGUUGUGCUGCUCUGGAUUUUUCUUCUUCUUUUGAGGACAGUAUGACUUCUUAUUAUAUGAGGGUGGACUGCCGGUUCUGUUCUGGUGGGGAUGAACUGAUGGGUUACUUGUGUAGAGCUCAAGGUUGCUGAUACGC
This is a messenger RNA of Triticum aestivum (bread wheat), 2343 nucleotides long. RefSeq names its product CASP-like protein 5A1. The transcript has 3 exons. Gene Ontology annotation, cellular component: membrane. The coding region runs from base 1406 to 2029 and encodes 207 amino acids. The record is from RefSeq and is a predicted model, not a curated record. Lineage: Eukaryota; Viridiplantae; Streptophyta; Magnoliopsida; Poales; Poaceae.